Messenger RNA from Rubroshorea leprosula, 1327 nucleotides. NCBI's taxonomy places the organism in Eukaryota, Viridiplantae, Streptophyta, Magnoliopsida, Malvales, Dipterocarpaceae. The record is from the annotation of a GenBank genome assembly.
CCCAAACAAAGGGCCUAAACCUCAAGCCAUUAACAUUCAACACCAUGGCCUUGGGGCUAACCUUAGCUUGUCCUAAGCCAUAGCUGCACCCAGUUUUCUCCUCCAAAUCUCCUAGAUAUUGCUAUUUUAAAACCUUAGGUAGGAUUUAUAGCCGUUUGAUUCCCCAAAAUUUUCAAAUAAAAUCAAAACAGCCAACCCCAUCCAUCUAAUGUAGCUGUUCCGCUAUUUCUUCACCACCAGCACCCCCUCCGAUACUCCUCCACCUCCAUUCACCACCACUAAAAAUGGGUUGCUGCUUUAGCUCCGCCACAGCCACCACAGCCGCUGCUAAAACAGACCCAAAGUGGCAAAAUUCCUCCAAAACCAAAAUCCCUCAUUUCCCCUCUAAACCUCCGGUUUCAGAACCUCGCAAAACCCCAGCAUUGUCGCCUCCUUCCCCUGCAAAAGAAACGGUGAAGGACGUACUGGUACUAUCUGACACACCAUUAGUCCGCAUCAAACAAGAGGAAAACGCCCAAAUGCUCGGUAUCCAAGAAUCCGAAACCGAAUCAAAAGAUUUUAACUCCAUGGAGAAGCGGCGAUUUCAAGUGCAGAAACAAGGAGAAGAGGUCUCUGGUCUCUCUGAAGUAUCGGAGAUAUAUAGCAUGACGGAAACCAUCUCAACGGCAACGACAGCAACGACGGCAGCCACAAAAGAUAUAAACGAAGAUGAAGCGACGAGCAAACAGAGCAUGGAAGCCAGUAAGAGGUCUCCGGCGAAGGUGCCGAGGAAGCGUUCCUACAAUGUGGACCAAGGUGGUGCCCGUGCGAGAAGAUUGGAAUCAAAGCCAUCAUUGGAGAAGAGGGUCCGGGGUCGAGGGUGUGGAUCGGGACAAUCGGGUGAGAUAAGAACUACACAGCGUAGUCUGGGUUCGAGGUCGAAGUCGCCGGUGACUGCGAGGGCCAACGGUGCGGGUGCAGGUAAGGGCGUGGGUACGGCUAAGGGUUCGACGGUCAGGACGAGCCCCGCUAAGGUCACCAGAAAAGCAAGUGCCAAGUCAAUGAGUACAGAGCAGGAUGCUCUGCCUCUGGGGCAGAAGGAGGGCAAAAACGAUAGCGUUUUGGAGGGAAAUGUCUCCCUUGAAAACCCUAAUGUUUCCUUAGAGUGCUUCAUCUUUUUAUGAAAAACUGGUUAUUUUUUGUUUUGUUUUUCCAACUAUUUUACAAAAAAAAAAAAAAAAGGAAAAAGGGUUAUUUUUAUGUUUUAUGAAAUUAUGUUAUCCCUUAGAUUUCAUGUAAAUUGCAAUGUAAAUUAUUAUUAUGAUAUCAAUGAAAUUUAACUCUUUCU